Molecule: messenger RNA, 1497 nt
Organism: Parnassius mnemosyne (clouded apollo)
Lineage: Eukaryota; Metazoa; Arthropoda; Insecta; Lepidoptera; Papilionidae
Source: the annotation of a GenBank genome assembly
AAUUGACAUUGACAGGAAAACAAACUGAUCAUUUUUCAUUGUUCAUAUUUCAAAAAUUACUUAUAUAAACUUGAAAAUUUACACAGAAUACCUUAUUAUAUUCUUUAUUAAACAUAGUAUGUAAUCACUAAGAAUGCCAUAACCUAAAUGUAGUAUUUAUGUUACCUUGCUCUUUGCUAUAAGUUGUACAUAUAAGUACUACAUAGUAUUUACUUCGUCUAAAAUAUAAUAGUGUUCAAUACUACUGUAUACUGUACUAAUUUUUAACAUAUGUAUAUGCUAAGGCAAUAGCCUAAGAAAAAUAAUUUUCAGUAAUCAGAAUAAACUUACUUAACCAUAGAAGUGUCAAGAUAAAUUUUGAAAAUCUUUAUACCUCAAUCAGUCUGAAAUAUGGAAUCUGAAUAUAUAGAUGACAUGAAGGAAGAACGAUUUCGUGUAAGAGUGUGUCUUCAGCACUACUUUUCUGAUCAUCGUUCCCAAGUGUAUGUUAGUGUUGUGCGGCAGCGUCAAGUACAUUGGUUGCAGCAACGCCUACAAACCUUGUUUGCCCUGCGUGGCCCCUUCUACCUGCAUAGUCGGGGUCAUUUUUUGCCACCUGAGGAACCACUGUCACUUCUUCAGCCUGACGACCCUGUUGAGGUGAUUCCUUUAUCCGGUGAGGCUUUGGACGUAGACAGCAACAAGGAAUACAAUGGCACGAUAACUACACAAGAUCAAGAGGAGAAACAGAAGAUUGAAAGAAUUACGUCACCUACACCUUCAACCGGUAAAGAGUCAUCGAUCGCUGCAACCGAGCCAUUGGAAACAGAAAAACAUAAUGAAGCUUUGCUUCUUAUGAAGAGGCAAGCUCUAUCGCUGCUCGAGUGUUGUGCGGGCGAUUCGUCUGUUGCCGAUGUCGAGAACGAAGUAGCUCCUGCCAAUGGCGAAAAACCGCGUCGCACACGCCGCCGCGUGCGUCGCCGCAAGCGACGGCUGUCCGACGUAGAUCACAGCAGGCGAGACUUGGCGCAGGAGGAGAGCGCCGCAACGGAAGAAGCUACAGGACCGGAGGAUACUGAAAUAAAGACGAAGGAGGUUGUGAUGGAGGAGGAGGCGGUGUUGCGAAAUGUUCCAGUCGCUACGCGUAAACCACGCAUAGUGCAUUCUGUGUCACCUCCUCUGACCUGAAGUGUCGAAACUGUGCUGUUGAUAGUGCAGGUAGAAAUAUGUUCAUAAUUUUUAAUUAGUUUUAUUUAAAAAUGUGUAGUGUUCGCGUAAAUAUAAGAAAUCAUUAUGUUCAUAAUUGCAUUGUUUUCAUAAAAUGGAUAAAUAUUUAAGUAUUUUUAUAGUUUCUUCAGAGCAAUUUUUCGUGAUGUCAAUUUUGUCUCAUAAUAUAAAACAAGAAACAGUCUAUUUUUUCAGUAUUAUUUUCAUUAUUAACCUAAACCUUAUUAAUAAUAGAAUUGUAUAUGAUCUAAUAAGAAUCUUAUUAUUAUUAAUUAAAUCUUUUACAAUGGC